AUGGCCAGUGAAAUAUCCUACCGCGUCACCCAGCUAUUCAGGGAGAUCACCUCCGAUUUGUACUCCAAUUCUCCUACCCCGGCCGGUCCUCAUGGGAGUCGUCGCACAGGAGCUUUCAUCUUUCUGCCCGACUUAGUUAGGCAAAUCAAGUUGCUGAUUUUAGUAUAUUUCAUCUGCGUUGAUUCCUAUGGCGCCGGAAUAGAAUCCACCGAUGCUCCACGGCUCUCCCUCCACCGGCGCUCCACGACUUCCCUCUUGUAA
Linum tenue is the source of this 261-nucleotide messenger RNA. The record is from the annotation of a GenBank genome assembly. Lineage: Eukaryota; Viridiplantae; Streptophyta; Magnoliopsida; Malpighiales; Linaceae.